Molecule: messenger RNA, 1509 nt
Organism: Pichia membranifaciens NRRL Y-2026
Lineage: Eukaryota; Fungi; Ascomycota; Pichiomycetes; Pichiales; Pichiaceae
Exons: 1
Coding region: 1-1509 (502 amino acids)
Source: RefSeq, a predicted model, not a curated record
AUGGAAAAUUGCACAAUACCCACAAAUGUGGUAACAGACACACUUAAUCCCAUUCUAAAAAAAAUCUUAAGCAAAAGCAAAUCAACACACUUGAUCAGACUAGAUACAGUGACAAAUGAAAUCAAGCUAAAAGUUGAUAAGCCUCAUUUGGGACUCAUCUACCUUGAGUCUCCGUACAUAGCCAUCCCAUCCUUUGACCUUCUUAAACUCAUUGAAAGAGGUAAGUGCUGUGGUUUAUGCGGCGGAGUGCUGAAAAUCUAUGACAAUGGUAAGAUGAAAGACGAUGGGAACAAAAGCACUCGACAGAAGCAGACACACAUUGAGAAGCAUGAGAGGUAUAUUAAUGGUCUUGACUGCUCGGAGUGUGAAGUACGUUGGUGUGAUAAACAGUGUAAAGACCUUGAUUUCAAGCAUAUGCUCUUGAACCACAGGCCCUCAAACAAAUCAACGUCUCAUUCAUUCCUCGAUGUUGCUGGUAACGAGAAAGAUAUAUUUUAUUUUGACAAGUGGACCAAGCUGAAGAAUCUUCUGGUAAGUGAGAAUUUGGAUGUUGUAUACAACACAUUUAUGUGCAUAAUACAAAUAUAUUAUGAUGAAACUUUGGUACAAGGUUUUGAAUCGCUAAAAUGUGUUGUCUGUGACGACGAAUCACAGCUUGAGCUUUACAUAAAUUCGUGGAACAUCUUGAAAGUUAUUGAUUUGAAGACCCUUUGGCAAAGCUUUACUGGCUGUUUUAAAAAACUCAACAUGUCAUAUUUGAGUUUUCUAAAGUAUGUGAUAAUUUUCAAACUAAAUAACUACAACGGUUCCAUCUACCUCAUAUUCUCAGCGAUGACUAAAUCUGACUCUGUUGAGCCCAAUGUCAAAGUCGAGUAUUAUGAUGGAGCUACUCAGUAUGAUUAUGAGGAGUUUAGCGUUAGGACUGGCGAGGAUAAUGCUGUUCAUAUGAUAAAAGAACAUGUCGUGGAUAGGGCUUCUGUGAAGCCAAUAUAUACCAAUAGAUCGUCAGGUAUUCUUGACAAAAAGGUCAUCCAGGUUUCAAAUACUGCACGGGUAUCUAAUACAGCACCUUUGGUGUUACCUGAUGAAGAUUUUUCCAACCCUGCCGAUGUGGAAGAUGAUGAAAUCGAGUUUCUUUCUGACGGCGAAUCAGAUACCAAAAUCCCCAAAAUUGUACUUCCGGUUUUGCCUUCCUAUACACAGAAAACUACAAAUUCAAAAAUAAGAGCUGCAUCAUUCACAUCUUCUGGUGCCUCUUUCGGUGAAGGCAUUAUAAAAUACAAUAGAGAUCAGAUCAGGGAAAUGCUUGAGAAUAUGUCGCAUUCCAUGAGAUUGGAUGAAGAGUCAUCAGACGAAGCUGAGGACGCUAUUGAUGAUGAGAUUUCCAGCUCUGUUGGUUCUUCUAUUAGCAGAAAUAUUGUUUCAAUGGUUAAAAACCUUCAGGUGAACAAUGCAGCAUCGCAAAGAAGAAAAAGCGUGAAAUUUGAAGAGAAAGUGACUACUAUCUAA